This is a messenger RNA of Rubroshorea leprosula, 1233 nucleotides long. NCBI's taxonomy places the organism in Eukaryota, Viridiplantae, Streptophyta, Magnoliopsida, Malvales, Dipterocarpaceae. The record is from the annotation of a GenBank genome assembly.
AACAUAAAAUAAGGAAAAAAAAAAAAAGAUCGUUUUGUUGUUUUGGGUCAAUCUGGGAAUUUGGUACUUCGGCAAGGAGGGCAUCUAGGAGACUGAAGGCUCUAAGGAAGUUCAAUGUGUUGAUCCAGAGGCAUCCAAUUGAGAAGCAAAAAUCUUCAACUUUAAGAGAAAAUGGUGCUCCAUCAAUCAGGGAAGUAGGAUCUCAUAGUGGUGUGAGGAACAGAUUAGGCGCUACUGCAGUGGAUCCUAUUCCAAUACAUAACCAUAACCACAACCACAUUUUCAAAGGAACUAUAUAGGUCAGUCCUUUCAGCCAGCCAUGACAGAUGGAGGUGCUUCAUCUUGGGGUCAGGUUCAAGCUCCUUCUUACAUGCGUGUGCAUAGAAGCUCCACAACCUUCAUUAAUUCUUCUCUCCCCAACCCUCGGCACCAUAACUGUUAUCAACCAUUGCCUCCUAUUCAAGGUGUGAGAGGUAACAACAUUAAUGUUCGUCCACAAGCAACUGCAGUUUCAUAUCGCCUUCCACCAAGUUAUGCCCCACAGAACAACCCCAUGAAUCCUUCACAGGAGAGUUUAGAGAUGGGGUCUAGGCAUGUGAGACCUAUGCCACCUGGUGGCCUUAGGAUUUACCGGUCUCACCGAGGAGGUGUUGUACCUGGGAUAUUUCAAAGACAUCGCAACCUUCCUUACCUAAGAGUUUUACCCCCAGAUAAUUCUCAAGAGUUUUAUGAAGACGUGGAUAAUUUUAUUGAUCAUCACAGAGAUAUGCGCCUGGACGUAGAGGACAUGUCUUAUGAGUUAAGUCAAGGCACAUCAAUGUCUUUCACUGUUCAUUGCAUUGAUUCAUUUGAAUUUUGCCAGCCCCUUUACGGGAAUCUUUUGAAUGACCGCAGGAAUUGCUUGCACUUGGGGAGCGGAUUGGCAAUGUUAACACUGGGUUGUCAGAAGGCAGCACCAGUUGACCUGGAAGCUGAUUCUUGCAUUGUAUGUCAGGAGGAGUAUAAAAACCAAGAGAAGAUCGGAACUCUUGAUUGUGGGCACGAGUAUCAUGCGGAUUGCUUAAAGAAGUGGCUACUAGUGAAGAAUGUAUGCCCCAUCUGCAAAACCGAAGCUUUGGCUACAUAAAUUCUAUAUUUUAAUGGUUCAUGUUGGCCGAAUUAGCAGGAAAGUACUCCAUAAUAUGAUGUACUGUGACUAAUUCUAUUUUCGCAAAACAAAAUCACUGUAUAUUU